Messenger RNA from Bombus pascuorum, 2415 nucleotides. RefSeq names its product ribosome-releasing factor 2, mitochondrial (gene mRRF2). Gene Ontology annotation, molecular function: GTP binding; translation elongation factor activity; GTPase activity. Bases 26 to 2260 code for a protein of 744 amino acids. The transcript is spliced from 4 exons. Gene Ontology annotation, cellular component: mitochondrion. The record is from RefSeq and is a predicted model, not a curated record. NCBI's taxonomy places the organism in Eukaryota, Metazoa, Arthropoda, Insecta, Hymenoptera, Apidae. Gene Ontology annotation, biological process: mitochondrial translation; ribosome disassembly.
UACAAAAACACGUAGGUUAGAAAUCAUGUUCACGUCUUGGUUAAUAAAACGCCCAUGGUGUAACAAGUUUCCAAAAAGAUAUGUGUCAAACGGCACAACAAUCGUAAAGAAGGAAUAUGGAGAAAAGGAAAUCACGAAAAUUCGAAACAUCGGAAUUUUGGCACACAUCGAUGCUGGCAAAACCACUACUACAGAAAGAAUGUUAUACUAUUCUGGUCUCAUUAAACAUAUGGGAGAGGUUCACCAUGGGAAUACGGUAACAGAUUAUAUGGAUCAAGAACGUCAGCGUGGUAUAACCAUUACUUCUGCAGCAGUGACAUUUCAAUGGAAAAACUACCGUAUUAAUUUAAUCGACACUCCAGGACACAUUGACUUUACUAUGGAAGUGGAGCAAACCUUAAGAGUAUUAGAUGGUGCAGUGGUCAUAUUAGAUGGAAGUGCAGGUGUUGAAGCUCAGACAUUGACAGUCUGCAGACAAGCUGACAGAUAUGAUAUUCCUAGAAUUAUUUAUGUAAAUAAGAUGGACAGGACAGAUGCUAAUUUUGACAGUAGUUUAAAAUCUAUUGAAUCUAAGUUAGACACAGAAGUAUUACCUACACAAUUUCCAAUUAAAGAGAAAGGAAAUUUAGAAGGAAUUGUGGAUGUUAUUACUUUAGAAAAAUUGAUCUUUGCAAAGAAAGAUAUGGGUAUGAAAUAUUCCAGAGUAAAAUUAUCUGAGAAUGAAGAUACAACUUUAUGGGAGAUGGCAAAUGAAAAACGUAGAAGCUUAACAGAUAAAUUAUCCAAUAUGGAUGACGAAUUAGCUAAUAUAAUAAUAGAACAGGAAUCUUUGGAUGCAGUAACUCCGCAAAUGUUAAUUGAUUCCUUGCACAGAUCAACUAUUAGUAGAAAAGGUGUUCCUGUGCUCUUAGGUAGUUCUUAUAAAAAUAUUGGAGUUCAACCUUUAAUGGACGGCGUUCUCUUGUAUUUACCAUCACCCAAUAAAACUAAAUCUUCUGCGUAUUACCGUUGUUUUCAUAACAAACUUUGCGCCAGGGCAUUUAAAGUCGUCCACGAUAAGCAAAAAGGACCAAUUUCAUUUUUUCGAAUUUAUAGCGGCAGCGUAGAAAAAGGCAUGAAGCUAUAUAACGUCCGGAAAGAAGAGAAGGAACUCGUAGGAAAAUUGUAUACCGCGUACGCUGACGAGUACCAAGAAAUACCGAAGAUCACAUGUGGCAAUAUUGCAGCGAUAACGGGAUUAAAAAGUACAACAGCUGGAGAUUUAGUAACGACAGGUCGAACAACGACAGAGGAAGCAAAAAAAGAACUAAAGGCAGAGAAAGGUGUUACACUGGAAGAUGUAGAGAAAGUAUUUGACAACAAUAUUAGGACGUUAGAGCCAGUCUUUUUUUGUUCGAUUGAGGCGCCAUCGUUAUCUAUGCAAACACUUUUAGAGAAGGCUCUUCAAGAACUCGAAAGAGAAGACCCAAGUUUAAGAGUAACUCAAAAUAAAGAAACUGGUCAGAUCGUGCUUGGAGGAAUGGGUGAACUGCAUUUAGAAAUUAUUAAAGAAAGAAUUAGAACCGAAUAUAAAGUCGAUGCUGAUUUAGGUCCUUUGCAAAUCUCCUAUAGAGAAACUAUAAAGGAACCUAUUUUAGAUACCUUUUCGACUGAAUAUAAGAUAGGAAGCGCUAAUAUAAAAAUUACAAUAAUCAUGUCGUUGAUACCAAACUAUCAAGGAAAGGAGACUUUAUUAUUAGAUAAAUCACAGAAUUAUGGUGAUAGCUUAAAUGCUAUACCGGCACAUAUAAUGAAAGCAGUGAGGAAUGGUGUUAAAUCAGUUCUUUUGCACGGACCGAAAUUAAGUUAUCCGGUCGUGAAUAUGGGUGUUAAAUUGCAUAGUUUAGAAUAUGGAUCUAAUACUGCGCCAUCGUCAAUCAAUGCUGCUGUUUCACAGUGUAUUCGACAGUUGAUGAAGAAUGUUGGAGUUACACUUCUAGAACCUGUAAUGCGAGUGGAAAUUGUGGUGCCUGAGGAAUAUUUAAGUGUCAUCAUGAAAGACCUGCCAAAAAGACGUGCAGAAGUAAAAUAUAUAGAUGCUUAUGGACAAAACAAGGUGGUCUACUGCCUUAUUCCGUUAGUCGAGUUACUAGGAUACUCAAAAGCAAUAAGAAUAAUCUCAUCAGGGCAUGCAACGUUCUCGUUAGAAUUUGACCAUUACGAAGUAAUGGAUUCGAUGAACGAGGCAGAAGCGAUUAAAAGAGUUACUGGAUUCUAUUAAAAAAUUUAGAAAAUUCUAUUAAAAAAGUGUGAAAUAAAAAAGGUAUCUUUCUCAGCAUAGAAUAUGCAAUAUUAUUUAUACCAAAUAUCUGUUGUAUUUUAAGAUAUUAGUGAUUUAAUUGUACAAAGAUAGAAAUUAAAUCGUUAUAAAAAUUA